Messenger RNA from Rattus norvegicus (Norway rat), 1380 nucleotides. It is a transcript of the gene Procr, whose product is annotated as protein C receptor. The coding region runs from base 128 to 853 and encodes 241 amino acids. The record is from RefSeq and is marked provisional. The transcript is spliced from 4 exons. Gene Ontology annotation, biological process: negative regulation of coagulation. NCBI's taxonomy places the organism in Eukaryota, Metazoa, Chordata, Mammalia, Rodentia, Muridae. Gene Ontology annotation, molecular function: signaling receptor activity. Gene Ontology annotation, cellular component: membrane.
GGUCUCUUUCCACCCUUCCCUCUCCCUCCCGCCCUUCCCGGACAGCCGCCCUUCUCUUUCCUAAUCAGCAACCUCAGGAGCCCGAGCCUGCCCGGACCCAGGUGGGACCCAGAACUUCAGCUCCAGGAUGUUGACGAAGUUUCUGUCGCUGCUGCUGCUGCUGCUGCUGCUUGGCUGCGCCUUUUGUAACUCCGAUGGCUCCCAAAGCCUGCACAUGCUCCAGAUCUCCUACUUCCCAGACCCCUAUCACGGGAGGCAUCAGGGCAACGCCUCUCUGGGAAAACUCCUGACACACACGCUGGAAGGCCCGAGCAACAACGUCACCAUUCUCCAGCUCCAGGACUGGCAGGAUCCGGAUAGCUGGGCGCGCACAGAGAGUGGCCUGAAGAUCUACCUGUCCCAGUUCAACAGCCUGGUGCAGUUGAUCUAUCGCGAGCGCAAGAACGACGUGGUCUUUCCUCUGACUGUUAGCUGCUCCGUGGGCUGUGAGCUGCCGCCAGAGGAGGGCUCUGAACCCCAUGUCUUCUUUGAUGUGGCUGUGAAUGGAAGUGCCUUCGUAAGUUUCCAGCCAAAGACUGCCAUAUGGGUGACAGGCUCCCAGGAGCCCUCCGAAGCCAUCAACUUCACCCUGAAGCAACUCAAUACCUACAAUCGGACUCGGUAUGAACUGCAGGAAUUUCUGCAGGACACCUGUGUGCAGUACCUGGAGAACCACAUCACCACGCAAAACACCAAAGGGAGCCAAACAGGCCGCUCUUAUACUUCACUGGUCCUGGGUAUCCUGAUGGGCUGUUUCAUAAUCGCUGGUGUGGCCGUGGGCAUCUUCCUGUGCACGGGUGGACGGCGUUGCUAAUUUUUCUCCAGGUUCCUCAGAGAAAGGGCUGGACUGGUGGGAGCUGGUAUGGGAAGGUCAAAUGAAGCCAAACAGACUCCCCCAGCGGGCCACCAUAUCUCAGGAGGUUAGAGCAACAGCUCCAGCAUCUGCCUACGAAGAAUGUGAGGAAGGGAUAUGAGGAGGUUAUGUAGACAAAAUAACCGGUUUGCAAAGGACUCGAGAACAUGCAUGCUUUGGGUAGCUGGUCUGAGAAGUGGGUGUUUAUCUGUGAAAAUGAGAUCAUAGACUUGGGGGGAGGCCAGGAGGUCUGCGACCUCCCGGAAUGGGCAGAUUUACUGUAGGCAUUCAAAACAUCUAACUAAAAUAAAAGGAAUUGUCUGUCACCAAAAUAAAACAUUUAAUGUAUCCAGGUGUGUCCAACUUGGGAAGGGACACUGGUAUGAUAGGGAAGAAAGAACCAUAGAAAUGUCACAGUUGUAAGAUUAAUUAAUAUUGGAAGCAGUUAAUUAAUAAUUAAAUAUUAAAAUUUCUUAUUUAUGUAAAAA